AAUCUACUCAUUAUUUGCAUCUUUUAGUUUUUGUUUGUUUUUUGUGACCAACUUUAUAAUCAUUACAAUCAUUACAGGAGUGCGUUAAGAAAAGUAUGAGAAAAUGGUUGACGGAUUGGGAAAAGGUGUUAAAUAUGCUAUGUUUGCAGCAAAUGGUGUUAUUUUUAUAGGAGGACUGGUAGUGUUUUCAGUAGGAGUAUGGACACUAGCAGAUCGGUCUUUUAUGGAGCGCCUAUUAGGCAGCAAUCUAUAUGUAGCCUCAGCCGCCCUAUUGAUAGCAGCGGGUGUAGUGGUGGCUAUCAUAUCAUUUUUAGGCUCUUUAGGCGCUUAUAAAGAGAUCCGUUGUAUGCUUUUGACGUUUUUUGUCAUUUUAUUCUUCAUAUUCUUACUUAUGCUUAUCGGAGGAAUCCUGGGAUAUGUAUUCAGAAAUCAGGUUGACGAGCGUAUGAACCGAGAGAUGAUAGCAACGGUUGCGUUGUAUAAAAAUGAUUCGGCCGUUACUGAAGCCUGGGAUUCCGUGCAAAAGAAUUUCAAAUGUUGCGGGAUAUCAGUAAAUACCAACAAAGGGUAUGAGAUAUAUCAACGCCAGAAUCGGAUUCAUUUUGGUGGCGGUCAGGGAAAGCCUAAAGUACCGGAAAGUUGUUGCAGUAAAGAGAAAAACCAAAACGAUGUCAACAAUUGUAUGGAAAACCCAAAGGAUAACACUUUACUUUAUAAAGAUGAUUGCUACGAAAAAAUGAAAGAUUUUGUUAAAGGUCACGCUUUGCUUGUGGGAGGAAUUGGUAUUGGAAUCGCAUGUUUAUUAAUUAUUGGAAUGGUAUUAUCGAUGGCAUUGUAUCUUAUGAUUGAUUAA
Messenger RNA from Oppia nitens, 853 nucleotides. Its product is annotated as CD151 antigen-like. Gene Ontology annotation, cellular component: membrane. The record is from RefSeq and is a predicted model, not a curated record. NCBI's taxonomy places the organism in Eukaryota, Metazoa, Arthropoda, Arachnida, Sarcoptiformes, Oppiidae. The coding region runs from base 104 to 853 and encodes 249 amino acids. The transcript has 9 exons.